Lonchura striata (white-rumped munia) is the source of this 2403-nucleotide messenger RNA. It is a transcript of the gene MIMS2, whose product is annotated as mitochondrial inner membrane scaffold 2. The record is from RefSeq and is a predicted model, not a curated record. Gene Ontology annotation, cellular component: mitochondrion. NCBI's taxonomy places the organism in Eukaryota, Metazoa, Chordata, Aves, Passeriformes, Estrildidae.
UGCCGUGUGCCGGCGGUGCCGCCAUGUACCGCCUGUGCCGGCUGUCCCGGCUGUCCCCGGUGCCGCUGUGCCCAUUGCCGCUGUCCCCGGUGCCGUCCCCCGAGCCGCCGUCCCCGCUCCGCGCCCAGGCCGCGCUCCCGCCGGGGCCGCGCCGCGCCCGCGCCAAGGAUGCAGCUGAACCCCUCAAAAAGGCAGCCACUGAUCCCAGUGCUGAAAACAUUAAACUCAACAAAUCCCAGCAGCUGAAACAAGUUUUUAAAGAAUAUGGUGCUGUAGGGGUUUCCUUCCAUGUUGGAAUUUCCUUAGUAUCUCUGGGAAUCUUCUACCUGGCUGUGUCAAGCGGCGUGGACAUGAGCGCGGUCCUGCCGAAGCUGGGUUUCAGCGAGGCCUCUCUGCAGUCCAGGAUGGCAGCUGGCACCAGCACCUUCGUGCUGGCCUAUGCUGUGCACAAGCUCUUCGCCCCCGUGCGCAUCAGCAUCACCGUGGUGUCCGUGCCCUUCGUGGUGCGCUACUGCCGCAAGGCCGGCUUCUUCAAACCGCCCGCGCCCGGCCCCUGAGCCCUGCCCGCCUCGCUGCCACGCAGCUCCUCAGGUGAAAAGCUGCUCUCAAAGACUUGGCUGGGUUCAGGUCGAUCUCAUCCCACGUUUCUUACUUGUUCUUUCAGGUCAAUGGCGCUGUGAAAAGUGCUGUCCUUGUCUCCUUUCACUUUUGCCACUUGUUGUAGGAGAAACCUGUUCAAAUGGGAUCUGGUUAGCGCUUCGAGUGGGAAUAUAAAUGCUUGACAAUGAGCACAGUUCUGGGUCUUUAUAAGCCAGCUUUUGAGCCUUUUUUUUUUUCUAUUCAAAACAGAGUCAUAGCUUUCAUUUAUUACUGUGGAGCUGAGAAACUGAGAGAUUCUCUUUCCAGCAGAAUAAACAAUAUCUCACUACACGGACAGUUCUCUUGAUAAGAGUAUGUAUUGGAAUCUCAAGUGGCAGGUGGGUGUUUCUGUUGUUAGAAGAGGCUUUUAUUAUAGCCUUUCUUACAGUACAACACAAGCACUGAACUCACUUCAGUAGAAGUACCCCAGGAUGAAUUAUUGCUGUUAUAAUUGGUUUAGUCACACUAGGUGAAGCACUGUUCUGAAACUAUGUGUAUUGCUAACAUAGUCCAAGAUUCUGUUGUUUGAUAAUGUGCUGGCUGGGAGCCAGCCUUACUAAAGUCCUUUUGUUUUUAAAUGUCUAUAGACUCAGAAGAAAUCCUGAGCCUUCUGAAAUCAGUGAAACCAGAAUUACCUAUGUGAACAUACUCCAAACAGCAUCAAGGCAGAGAGAAGCUGGGGGAUUUUAAUAUUUUGAGAUUUGGCUUUGUGCUGGAAACAUGGUUUUUCGUAUCUUAAAACUAACCCCCAGCACCUUUCUGCUCUUGUGGGUGAAACUCAAAUCUUCCAAGUUUUUGCACCUGAAGUGGAAACAUUCCAAUAUUCCCAGCUUCCCAGGAAGAAUUCCUGUGCUUUAGGCUGAGACUGCUGAAUAUAGCAAUGAGGGGGUUUUGCCUUUGCUUAUAGGGAGUGUGAUGUUAAAAUGUAGUUACAGAUGUGGAUAUCCACAUUCCACCAAACCUGAAGAUUAAUCCUAAAACAGAUAAAUGGGUGUCACACUGGGGUUAGCCUGGGUUUUGGGCUCAGGCCUGAAUGAGAGCUGGGGCUGUUUAGGAUUGCUGGCUGCUCUUUUCUGAAUUCUCUUUGUGCUUGCACUUACCCCAAGGUGGCUCUGACAGAUCUGAUUAUACAGAUCUCUGCUUUAAGUAACAUAGUAGGAAAAUACCCUGAAAUAGCUUUUUACUUUUGCUAAAAUUUAGUGAAUGGAGAGGAGGAAACGGUGGAGUUUUGAUGAGAGUUGGCUGAGGGAGGAAAGGAGGAGCAAAUAACUUAUGAGCAGCCUCUUGCCUCCCUUCAGCCAGAACAUUAAAUUGCACCUUAAUUCCUUUCCCCCACAGGAAGUCCCAAGUUUCACAUGGACCAAGGAUAAGAAUUCUAAAAUUACUCUGAGGCAGUCUUGUUUACUUUAGUUAGAAUAAUUUCUGAGAAAAAUGUUUUGUCUUAAAUAUGGUAAAGAAGGAAUAGUCAAAAUUUCUUUUUCAAAAUCAUGAAAUCAUUCAAAUUCAGUAGAAGGCACCAGCACUAGUUUUAUUGCUGUAAAGAAACAGCUUCAUAGAAGGUGUAGCCAGAAUUCUGAUUACUUAUGUGGUUGUAUAAACUACUAGCAAUUUGUUUAGAUGAAGAUUUUUGCAAAGUGUAUUUUAAAUUGAGAAUAUAUUUUGAAUUCUUGAAUCCUUGCUUGUAGAAGGUUCAUUUUUAAAAACUGUUUGUAAAAUAGCAAAGUCUUAUUCUGAAAAGACAAUAAAUUGCUUUCUCUUAGCUUG